UUUCUACUUUUUCGGAGCUGCCGUUCUUCUAAUCGUCCAUUUCUUUCUCAUCAGACCCAGUUCCAGCAGAUUGAAUGGUAAGUAUGAGAUUAGGAAAGAACUGGAUUCGAAUGAUAUUGUGAUUAGCCAUGAUUUAGCCUUGAGAGUUCUGAGGGAACUUGAAUCGAGGCCUGAUGUUGCGGGAAGGUUUUUUCAGUGGGUCUCGGAUGCUUAUCCUCGAAAACUUUCCUCCAAAAGUUAUAACGCGAUGCUGCGUAUCCUUGGUGUUAAUGGACUUGUUGAUGAAUUCUGGAAACUGGCUGAUGCUAUGAAGAAGAUAGGGCAUGGUGUAUCCGCUAGUGUUAGGGACAGAGUGGGUGAGAAAUUUCAGAAAGAUGGUAUGGAAGGUGAUUUAGAGAGGCUUAAAGAGCUUUUUGCUUCAGGUUCUAUGGAUAAUUCGGUGGACAAGGUUUGCAAUAGAGUAUGUAAGAUUGUGAUGAAGGAAGUGUGGAGUGCAGAUGUGGAGAAACAGCUAAGGGAUUUGAAACUUGAGUUUCGAAGUGAUCUGGUGAAGAUGAUUUUGGAAAAACUUGACGUGGAUCCGAGGAAAUCUUUGUUGUUCUUUAGGUGGGUUGAUGAGUCUGGUAAUUUUAAGCAUGAUGAGAAGACGUAUAAUGCUAUGGCCAGGGUUUUAGGGAAAGAGAAGUUUCUUGAUAGGUUUCAACACAUUAUAGAAGAAAUCAGGGGUGCUGGUUACGAGAUGGAAAUGGAAACUUAUGUUAGGGUUUCGGCAAGGUUCUGUCAGACUAAGAUGAUUAGAGAAGCUGUCGAGUUGUUCGAGUUUGCAAUGGCGGGUAGCAAUACACCCACCCCGCACUGCUGCAGUUUACUGCUCAAGAAAAUUGUCACUGCAAAGAAAUUAGACAUGGAUUUGUUCCUAAGAACUGUGAAAGCUUAUACAGGAAAUGGCAACAUUGUGCCUGAUUCUAUGCUGCAGCAUGUCCUCAAGUCUUUGAGAAGCGUUGAUAGGUUCAGACAAAGUAAUGAGGUUUUGAAAGCGAUGAACGAAGGCGGAUAUCUUCCUAUCGGUGAUCUUCAGAGUGUGAUUGCAUCAGGACUUAGUCGUAAGGGAAAGAAAGAUGAAGCUAACGAACUUGUGAACUUUAUGGAAACCUCUGGAAAUCAUCUAGAUGACAAAGCAAUGGCGUCUUUAGUUGAAUGGCAUUGUGAUGCUAAAGAUCUCGAAGAAGCUUCAGAGUGUUUCAAGAAGAUGAUUGGCAAAGAGGGAGUCUCUUACGCAGGUUAUGCAUUUGAGAAGUUGGUACUUGCUUAUUGCAACAGUUUUAAGGCAAGAGAUGCAUACAAGCUUUUCACCGAGCUAGUGAAACAAAAUCAGUUGAAACCUUGGCACAGUACAUACAAAAUUAUGGUGAGGAAUCUAUUGAUGAAGAAGGUAGCAAGAGAUGGUGGGUUUGAAGAAGCUUUGAGUCUUCUACCUAUGAUGAAAAAUCAGGGAUUCCCUCCUUUUGUGGAUCCGUUCUUGGAUUACUUAUCAAAUAGUGGAACAAGCAAGGAGGCUUUCGCUUUUCUGAAGGCUGUGACGUCGAAGAAGUUUCCGUCUAAUUCAAUGGCUCUGCGUGUACUCGAAGCUAUGUUGAAGUCUGCAAGGCAUAGUGAAGCUCAGGACUUGCUGUCUAUGUGCCCCAGUUAUAUCCGUCGCAAUGCAGAAGUUCUAGAGCUUUUCAAUUCCAUGAAACCUGAUAAAUGUUCUUUAGAAAAACCUUUGCCUGCUCCUGCUCAAAUAGAAGCUUGAAUUCAUUAUAGGUUUUUGUUUGUUUGUUUAUGGACAUGGUGAUUCAAAAAGCUUGGCCAGAAAAAUUUCGGCUAUUACACAACAUCUGGCUCCAA
Messenger RNA from Capsella rubella, 1887 nucleotides. Its product is annotated as pentatricopeptide repeat-containing protein At3g02490, mitochondrial. The transcript has 2 exons. Gene Ontology annotation, biological process: RNA splicing. The coding region runs from base 248 to 1792 and encodes 514 amino acids. Gene Ontology annotation, molecular function: protein binding. The record is from RefSeq and is a predicted model, not a curated record. NCBI's taxonomy places the organism in Eukaryota, Viridiplantae, Streptophyta, Magnoliopsida, Brassicales, Brassicaceae.